AUGUUGUCAGUGGGCGUGGUCGUCGUCUACGUGGUGUCAGUGGGCGUGGUCGUCCUCUUCCUUGGUUGGGCGUGGUCGUCCUCUUCCUUGGUGUCAGUGGGCGUGGUGGUGUCAGUGGGCGUGGUCGUCCUCUUCCUUAGCUGCAGCCCCGCCGCUGCUCUCUCAGGUGUGUCACUCAGCUGUCUGCUCUCAGUCCUGAACGGGAACCAGUCGUCUACAAUGGGAGGACGGGGCAAACGAAAGGAGGCUCUACCGGGGGACAGCGGAGCGGGCCUGGCCGAGAAGCACGCACCUGUUCCCGGCUCGACUGUCCCGGACGUGGCCGCUGGUCCGACAGAGUCCAGAGGCUCCGCCUACGGCGUCGGGGAGAAGGUCUACCUCGGGGUCCGGGUCAAGAUGCCAGUGAGGGAUCUCCUGAGGAAGAUCCGCACCGACCAGGGCUUGGAACCUCAUGAUUUCCAGAGGAUGUACGGCAAAAAAGUCAAAGGAGCUGGAAAGAAAGUCAAAAUGCGUGCAGCGCGGCGAACCUGCAUGAGGAAACGCUCCACGAAAAGCCUGGACGAGCUGUCAAUCAUCGUGGAGGUGUUGGAGGAGGACCUCCGGAUGGGCAACACCUGCCGCUCCCCUCCCCAAUCUCUGCCGUCCCCCAACCCUCCGGUGUCCCCCAAGUGGUCUCCAACCGGGUACAACAGUGACGAGUCUGACGAGAUGAUCCCGAGCCCCGACUGCUACGCGGCCCGCCCGGCGGAGUACCAGCCGGUGCUGUGCCCCCCCGGCUUCAUGGACGCCGGCCCCCCCUGGCCUCUCGCCGGCGGAGCGGAGGCGGAGCGGUCCGGCGCCCGGCACUUGGACUGGAACCGGGACCACUCCACUUUCUUCUGGUCUCAGCUUCAGAGAGAGGAGAGCCAGCUGGCGGACGUCUCCGACGCCGAGCUGCUGGCGCCCGACGAGCACGGCAAGACAGCUCUCCACCAGGUGGUGUGCAUUGGAAAGAGGGCGCUGGGCUACGCCAUCGCCAGAAGAAUGGCCGCCUCCAACAGCCUGGACCUCAAAGACUCCGACGGGAUGACGCCGCUCCUCCACGCUGCGAAGCACAACCACCACCUGAUGGUGGCGGACCUGAUCCUCCUGGGGGCCGACGUCAACGAGGCCAACCACUCGGGGAAGACCUGCCUCCACCUCAGUGCUGAGAAAGGCUACACCCGAGUCCUGGAGGUUCUGAAAAACACGAUGUUGGAUGGCAUGUACGUCGACGUUGAAGCCACCGAUAACUCUGGCAUGAGCGUCCUGCAGUGUGCUUCCGUGGCUCUGAAGGCCGCCGUACGGAAUCUGGAAUGCAGAAAGUUCCCGAACCCCACCCAACUGCACACGCUCCGCCAGCAGCAGAUGCUGGAGACCCUGGAGUGUCUGCUGCAGAUGGGCAGCUACCUUCACACCAUGGGGAGCCAGAGUAUGCAACCUAGAUUCGGUUGACCCCCUCUGGCACUUCUGCCCGGCAGGGCUUCUUGGAGACCCGACAGUAAUGUUCUGAGUUGGUUCAGGCUUGAAUGGAGAGAGAGAGACCAUAAUCAUUAUGGGAUGCUUUCUCCCGAGCUCGAGUUCUGACCUGUUUAUGUGCAGCAUCUGGGGUUCCGUGUGUUGGUACAAAUACCUGACUUGCAAACAGGUUGUUUGUUUGAAACCUGCACAGGAACGUCAGAUGCCCUUUGGUUGGUUUCUGUGAAACUUCCAUUGUUUGUUACAUUUGAGUAACACGUCGUCCUCAGUAAGUAAGUCUGUGGAGAUCCAGAUGUUUAAAACCCUAAGAGAAUAUAUUCAUGUUAGUUUUUAGGGUCCAGCUGUUGGUUUUUUUACAAGCCCGAUCCCCAAAACAAAUCCAGCAUAACUUCAAACAUACAGUUUCAGGUUAUAUUGUGAUAUUACAGCUGUGGUGCUACAGUUUUAGGUUCACAGCUGUUUUAAAGUAUAUUCCAAAUGUUUGUCAUUCCAAUAACAGACUUCUUAAUACAUAUAUAUUAAGAGCCAGUAAAUGAAUGUGAUUUAUGAUUUUAAGAUUUUAAGGGGAUUUGUAGCCAUAACAUAUAAAUGCCAGAUAUUUUAAAUGACUUUAGUACUAGUGGAGACAUGUUCUGCUUUACUUUCUCCUACAACAAACUUGUAAACAAGACAAUGUUUUUGUUAUUAAAAGGAAUAUAUUUC
This is a messenger RNA of Cyclopterus lumpus (lumpfish), 2199 nucleotides long. RefSeq lists its product as uncharacterized. The record is from RefSeq and is a predicted model, not a curated record. Gene Ontology annotation, cellular component: nucleus. Gene Ontology annotation, biological process: regulation of gene expression. The coding region runs from base 1 to 1473 and encodes 490 amino acids. The transcript is spliced from 13 exons. Lineage: Eukaryota; Metazoa; Chordata; Actinopteri; Perciformes; Cyclopteridae. Gene Ontology annotation, molecular function: POU domain binding; DNA binding.